Epithele typhae is the source of this 1083-nucleotide messenger RNA. RefSeq lists its product as uncharacterized. Gene Ontology annotation, biological process: DNA damage response. The record is from RefSeq and is a predicted model, not a curated record. The transcript has 7 exons. The coding region runs from base 1 to 1083 and encodes 360 amino acids. Lineage: Eukaryota; Fungi; Basidiomycota; Agaricomycetes; Polyporales; Epitheliaceae. Gene Ontology annotation, molecular function: single-stranded DNA binding.
AUGCACGCCUACAACGUUAACGUCGCCAACUGGGUCGGCAGGGACCAGUUCGUCCCGCGAUUCAACGUCGCCCCCCGCACGAACGCGCCCGUCAUCCGCCGCGGGGACGACGGCGCGUCCGGGGGCUCGUCGAGCGAACCAGGCCCCUCCGGCUCCCACCCAACUUCCCCCACCCCUGGACCAGUCUCCGAGUCUCCGUCCACGAAAUUCGAAAAACCAGCGACGGUGAUAAUGCAGACGAUGCGCUGGGGCCUCGUCCCGCACUUCAGCAAGCACGACACGAGCGGGCAGCUCAAGACUAUCAACGCUCGCAGCGAGGCUCUCAUCGAGGAGCCGCACGGGCUCUGGGCGAGCGUCAAGGGCCGGAAACGCUGCGCCGUCGUGUGCCAAGGGUACUACGAGUGGCAGAAGAAGGGCAAGGAGCGCGUGCCGCACCUCACCAAGCGCGCCGACGGGAAGCUCCUCCUCCUCGCCGGCCUCUGGGACCGCGUCGAGCUGAAGGCCCCGGUCCUCACGGCGACGCGUGGCAUCUCAGGCGAGCCCGAGCCGCUCUGGACGUUCGCGAUCGUCACGGCCGCGGCGAGCGCCCCCAUCGCCUGGCUGCACGACCGCCAGCCGGUCGUCCUCCCCGACGCCGCCGCGCUCUCCGCCUGGCUCGACACCUCCUCCGGCCGCUGGUCCGCCGCGCUCUCCGCGCUCUGCGACCCCCCGCGGACCCGCCAUUCACCUGAGGGAGCGGCUGACGCGACGCCCGCUCGCAGCUACCCCGUCCCCAAAGAGGUUGGAAAAGUCGGCGUCGAGUCCCCGACGUUCGUCCAGCCCGUCGCUGCCCGCGCGGACGGUAUCCACGCGCUCUUCGCCGCGCAGGCCGCCCGCGCCGUGGCGACCGCCAGCGCCAGCACUCGGCGCGGAUCGACGGGGGACGCGGAGGACGCCCGCGACGGCGAUUCGGACGUCGAAAUCGUCGAGCCGCCUCCGGGCGUACGCGCUACCCCGUCGCCGUCAAAGCCGUCUCCACGGAAAGCACCGCCCACCGCCGCCGAUGGUUCGGCAAAGAUCACAUCGUUCUUCGCGAAGAAGUAG